Messenger RNA from Drosophila santomea, 8975 nucleotides. RefSeq names its product receptor-type tyrosine-protein phosphatase N2 (gene IA-2). Gene Ontology annotation, biological process: protein dephosphorylation. The transcript is spliced from 12 exons. Gene Ontology annotation, molecular function: protein tyrosine phosphatase activity. Gene Ontology annotation, cellular component: secretory granule. The record is from RefSeq and is a predicted model, not a curated record. The coding region runs from base 480 to 4445 and encodes 1321 amino acids. NCBI's taxonomy places the organism in Eukaryota, Metazoa, Arthropoda, Insecta, Diptera, Drosophilidae.
UGGUGCGUGUGCCUAACCUACAGCGAAAUGCGUAGGAAUUUCGGGUGCGUGUGUGUGUGGGUGAGGGCACACUGUACAGCGAGUCCACGAGAGCGACUACGAGGCAGGGCUGCCGAGGAACGGCGCUUCAGUAGGACAGGCAGUCCUUCGGCUGACGGUCAACGCGAGCGAAAAGCCAGAAAAGAGCAGCAGCAGCAGCAAGGACUUGGGCAGCACGAAAAAUAGUGAAAUAAGGAUAACCAACAGAGCAACGGCAGCGGUACAAGCAACAGCAACUGGAGACCAACUGGGGAGCAACUGGGGAGCGGCACAGGAGUCAGGACACGAGAAAAGGACACAACUAAUAUCAGGAGCUAUAAUCACCGCACAUCGGCACAUCAGCACCUCAAUUUGCAUGUCUUCGUUCGUUUGCGCUGAAUAUGAAGUAAACAAAUACAUGAGCCACGCCAUAAAUGUCAAACUGAGGUGUGCCGAUUAUCAUGGCAAGCAAUGUACAACAACGGCAGCAACAUCCAUGCACCACAACUGAAGAGCCGAAGCACCAGAGAGCACGAGGAGCAGCCGGAGCCGCCGGGCAGCACCAGGAGUCGGCGACGGCGACGGGGGCAUGUCAGCAGUCCUGGUCUAGUCACCAGCACCAGCAUCACCAACAGCAGCAGGAGGAUCAGGAGCAGGAGCAGGAUCCGCAGGAGCCAGUGCAUCACCAGCGCAGCCAGGCACCGCGCCAGCACGAGCUACUGCACCACCAGCGCAAGGUGCCGCCGACGCUGCCGUCCGCCGCCCGCGGUCGUCUACUGAUCAGCGAGGGCGCCCGGCGGCGCGAGGUGCGCGGCUGCGGGGCGGGGGGCGGCGGUCUGCUCUGCUGCAGCCUGGACGCGCUGAGUCGUCCGGCGAAGCUACUGCAAUUCGGAGUCCUCCUGCUGAUCCUGCUGCUCGCCACGCAUGGAGAUCUUGCUCAAGCGGAGGGCAAUGUUGGCUGCCAGUUUGUUAGGACGCUAUGCAUACCGCACUCCGAGGUCUGCUACGAUGACAACAUAUUCGGCAAGUGCAUUCCAACCACCGGCGUCGACGUUGAGGACAUUGAGAAGACACCACUCACUGAGGAGCAGUCCCGUGUGCUGGCCACCAUGCUGGAGGAACUCCAGGGCGCCGGCCUAGGAUGGGACCAUCCUUACGUGCAGUGCCGCAUCCAGGGGUCACUAUUCUCGCUCCAGCGACAACAGCAACUUCCGCCGAAUCUCUGCGCGAACCUGGCGCCCACUCCUCCGGAGUACGGCGAUCCGGCGAGUGCAUUGGCCUACGUGCGCUUCACGCCGCCGGAGACGGAGGCCGAACUGGACUAUUACGAGCAGCCAGGUGGUGCGGCGCAAUUCUAUCCGGCGUUGCGGAAGAAGCAGGUGCGGGAAAGCGAUGCGGACGAUCUGUACCUCAACAGGAUGCUGCAGGAUCGCCGCCGGCUGAGGCACGAUCCCUCCGAGCUGGAGCACUUCGGCAAGAUGGACGCGCACGGGCAGAGCACCCAGCUGGACGCGCCGAGCAUCAUGGACGCCUUCCUGGACACCGAGCGCCAGAGGAUCGAGCGCGAGCAGCAGCUGGCGGCGGCGGAGCAGGAUGCCGAUCGCAGGGCGGAGCAGAACCGGCUGGAACUGUACCAGAUUCUGGCCGCCUCCGAGCCCGAUCCGCAGCCGUACCAGCGGAAGCCGGCGGCGCAGCCGAAUGCCAUGGACCAACUGGAGGCCAUUGUGGAGCAGCAGCAGCAGCGCGAGCUGAAGGAGCAGCAGGAGCAGCAGGCCAAGGCGCCGGUCUACGUGCCGCCCGAGGAGGUGAACGAGUCCAGCGAGCUGUACUUCCCGGACAACUUUGCCCCCUUCAAGAGAGCAAGGGGUCACUCCAGAGGGGGAUUGCCCGCGGAAGUGGAGCUGCCGGACGAGCAGCCCAAGCGUUCCUUCUUCCGCGAACUGGCCGGCGAACAGGGAUUGGUGCAGGAGCCGCCUUUGAGAUUCACCCAUGCGGCAGCCGAAGCGGACGCCACUCCCGAGCUGGUCAAACGCCGACCCGCGACCUUCAAGCAGCUGGUGGAUCCGUACGAUGUGAGCCUGCAGCAGCAGGAAAUGGCCUUCGAGUCGGGUCUGCUGCGGAACUCGCUAACGCCUCUCGAGGAGGAGGCCAUGCUGGCCUCCAACAGUUUCCCCCGGCAGGCGAAGAGCCAGCGGGUCUACACCGAGGGUGGGCUGCUCCUGAUGCCCCAGGAUGGCGAACAGGAUGGCGCCGCUGGCAUGCAGGCCGAUGAGCCGGAGAGCGUGAAGCAGUCGCUGCUGGCCAACAUGCUGGGAUUCGCGCGCCACGAACGCCUGGAUGUGAAGAAACCAGGACCGCUGCUAGGACCUCCGUCCUUGGGCUCCGCGGAGCUCAGCAAUCAGCUGGAGACGGAGAAGGCGCGCAAGCAGGAGGGCCAUGGCAACAAGGAGGUCCUGCCCGCCCACAUCAAGGGCAAUGCCGAGGACGAGGAUGCCCACAAGAAGAAGAAGGUCAUGAAGCAGCAGCACUCGGCCGAGGAUCAUGCGCCGCACACCGUAGACACUGAAUACGUGCAUGUGUUCGUCAAGAACCCGAUCGACAGUUGGAACGAUGGACAGCGCAUCAUGAAGGAGCUGGAGCAAAUACUACACAUGCAGGGAUACUUUUCUUAUUUAACCGUUCAACAACACGAAGUCAGCUUCCGGGUGAACUCAAACAACCCCGAGCGCAAAACCGCCGGCGAUGUGGCACGAACGAUCAACGAGAACCGCGGCGUGAAGAACAACAUCCAGCGACGCGUCGGGUUCUACGUGCUGCACGCCGGCGUGGGUGAUGUGAUCAAGGACCUGCAGGACCCCAGUGUCUCGUCCUCGCGAAUGGAGCUGGCCGAGCAGGGACCCGACGUCACCCACAUCAUGGCCUACAUGUUCGCUGGCGCCGGCGCGGCCGCCGUGAUCGUGAUCUUCGUCACCCUGAUCCUGAUCAAGCGGCACGACCGCAAGCGGGACAAGCUGGGCGGUCUGCAGUCGGGCAUUGCGGGUGCGGAGACCUGCAGCAAGGACUACCAGGAGCUGUGCCGCGCCAGGAUGGCUGGCAAGGCGGGCGGCGGCGGUGGCAAUUCGACCGGCGGAGCUGCCGGCGGUGGGUCAAACGAACCGGCGCCAAGCGGACGGAUUACAUCGCUGAGCAAGGAGAACGAAGGUCGCCCGCCAUCCUCGCGUUCCAGCACAUCUUCGUGGAGCGAGGAGCCCGCACUGACGAACAUGGACAUCUCCACCGGGCACAUGGUGCUGUCUUACAUGGAGGACCACUUGCGCAACAAGGGACGCUUGCAGCGGGAAUGGGAGGCACUGUGCCGCUAUGAGGCGGAGCCCAGUGCUCGGGAGGCGGCCUCCCAGCCGCAAUGUGCGGGUCUCAACCGACCCGGAGCUCCCCUGCCCUAUGACCACUCGCGCGUAGUGCUCAACCACCUGGCCAACGCCGAAGGACUCGACUAUGUGAAUGCAUCAACGAUUACCGAUCACGAUCCACGUGCGCCCGCGUAUGUGGCCGCCCAGGGUCCACUUCCAUCGACCCUGGCCCACUUCUGGCAGAUGAUCUGGGAGCAGGGAGCCGUCGUCAUCGUGGCCCUCUGCCGCCUCCAGGAGAACGGCGAGGUGGCCUGUGCGCGCUACUGGCCGGAAGAAGGUGCCGAGGUGUAUCACAUCUAUGAGGUUCACCUUGUUAGUGAACACAUUUGGUGCGACGACUACCUCGUACGUUCUUUCUACCUCAAGAACCUGCGCACCAGCGAGACCAGGACGGUCACCCAGUUCCACUUCCUCUCCUGGCCGCACAUGGGUGUGCCCGCCCAGGCGAAGGCGCUGCUGGACUUCAGGAGGAAGGUGAACAAGUCCUACCGGGGACGUCGCUCCUGCCCCAUUGUGGUGCACGGCAGCGCCGGAGCCGGCAGGACGGGCGCCUACAUCCUGCUGGACCUGGUGCUCGAGCGGAUGAACAAGGGAGCGCGGGAGAUCGACAUCGCCGCCACCUUGGAGCACCUGCGUGACCAGCGGGCCGGCGUGGUGGCCACGCGCCAGCAGUUCGAGUUCGUGCUGAUGGCCGUGGCGGAGGAGGUGCACGCCAUCCUGAAGGCUCUGCCGGCGAACACCUCCGGCGAGAAGCGGGAGCUGGACAAGGAUCCAGUGGUGGGCGGCGGCACUGGCGCUUCCAGCAGCAGCACCACCAAGGAGCCUCUGAAGGAGGACAAGGCGCAGGAGGCGGCCGAGGAGGAGGCGCCCACCAGCAGUUCCAAGGCAGCCAAGAAGGAGAAGGAAAAGGAGAAGGAUAAGGAGGAGAAGGAGAAGAAGGAGAAGCAGGCGAAGGAUCAGGCGAAGGUCGCCGAGCCGAGGACGCCAGCCAAAGCGGCGAAGCAGGCGAAGAAGUAAGCCAAUCCGAUCCAGGAUCGGAUUGAAGGUUAAGCCUCAGGUUAAUGAUUAUUGCAGCGUUUCGGGGGUCUUUUCAGUUCGUUAUAGUCAGUCAGUAAUGCAUUGAGUUCGCAUUCGAUUUUUCAUUUGGCGUGAGCACUUCGAUGCACUUCGAUGCACUUCGAUGCACUUCGCAGGCUUCACGAGAUUGUCAGCAAAAGGACAUUAUAUCUUCGGUUAUCUACACCGCGCCGAGGAGCACAACCACCGUCCGGGAUCGGGGAUCCCCCGGACGUGACACGCUGCCCCGGUCUGCACCAGCCCGUGAGACCCGGGGUGCGUCCAUGUGGGCGGAUUCGCGAACGGCGGAGUUGUGCGGCGCAAGCAACUAUAGAAACGCACGAUAUAUAUAUACAUAGCAUAUAUAGCAUAUUUGAGUGUUAAAGGAUUUACAAGAAUAUUUACAACCAUGCCAUAACUUAUAUUAUAUGUAUACAUGUCUAGGUGUUAAGCAUUGGAUUCAAUUAUGAGGCAUUUUACUUACUCGUACAUUACUCGAUAUCGAUGUUGGCAUUAAACUUAAACUCUAAUCGAUGUGCUUGAAAAACCAGCAAACGAACGACAACAAUCGCUGAACGGUAUACAUAUGCCAAGCCAGACAGAACUAGAACACGAAAUACACUGAGAAAAAAAACACUAGACACUAGAAGCACUCACACUCCCACUCACACUUACACACAUCCAGAGACAUAUACAAGACAGACAUAUAUAGAAGAAAUGAAGAUUGCAAAAUUUGUACCUAACAAACAAAGUUCUAUUUACAACAUGAAACCAGAGAGAGUUUGAUGAGGAGCAACCUAUUGAUGUGUAUGACAAUUAAUUAUACAAGGAUAUAAUCUCACACACUUAACAAAUAUAUUUGUAUACAACAUAUAUUAUUCAUAUACAAUAUAUAUGGUGAAUGUCAUUAUCUAUCUAACCAGCAUGGUUAGCCGUGUUUUACCAGACCAUAUGUAUGUGUGCGAAGUCAAGAAAUUCAGAAGUUCAGUUAUCAAUCGCUCCUAAACGUAAGCUACACUUUUUACCCUUCGCAGUUGAUUACAUAUAUCACAGCAACUACGCUAUUAUAUAUUAUAUCGUAUGCAUAUUAUGCAUAAUACAUUAUUUAUGUAUAUUAUCGAAGUAAGUACAUUAAUGUCAGAGGAACGGCACCGAAGCUCCAGCAACCGCCGGCCAGUCCGCUCCUCGGCCUUCAAUUCAUGAUCCAUGAUCUACUUCACCACCUGGGGCAGCUAGGGGUCCGGGGGGCGGAGGGGGUUACUGGGGGAGGUUGGAGCUUCGCGUGCCGUUAGAAGUAUGUGCCACAAACUGCAAAAUAUCACGGGAAAGACAAAAUCAAAAAAUCUAAAAAAAAACAAAAAAAAAAUAAAUAAAUAAAACGCCUAAGGCCAAGCAAAGCCUUGGAAUGCUGGAAAGAACAUCUCCAGCUCGAUACCUAUACCCCUACAUCCAGUGACGACCCAGAACGAACCCGGACAAACAGGAAACGAACUACGGAAUAUAUCUAGAUAACCACAGGAACCAUACACCAUACACCACACACCAUACACACCACACCGCAAGAUACAAAGAUACAAAGAUACACCGACCAAAAGGCAAAGUUACCGAUUCAGGCACCCGACGAGAAAAAAUAUGCAAAAAAAACCAAAAAUACAAUCGAAAUAAGCUCAGAUUGAGGAGGACGUAAGUGCAAGUGCUGCAAAUUAGCAAAGAAAUAUUCAAAAAAAUUAUCAAUAAUUAAAUAGCAUACUUAACAGUUUUACGUAGCCGUUGAACUUAAGCAUAAUGAAAAUGAGUUAUCGUAGUUCGAAUUAUUCCAAGACGACAAAGAUAGAAUACAUUUCAGCUAAACGUAAGCAACAAAAACCAAAAAAAAAACAUAAAAGAAUAACGACGAAUAUGAAAAAUUAUUAUCUCGACGCAAACUGUUAAUUUCUUAGCAUUUUUCCUUCGUUGAACAACCAGAACACAACUUACACUACACUACAAAUAAAAGCAAAUGAGAAAUCAAUAUUACAAUAACUGUGGCAAGUCCGAACAACAACUGGGGGCUUGCAAAAUGAGAAAAAAUGACGAAGAAAAUGAGAAAAAUUAUUAACGUGGUAGAAAAAAAAAGAAAUAACAAUUAUGAGAAUAGUUAAACUUAAUUGUUUUAGAUCAAAAUAUUUAGUAGUGAGUUUUUCGAUUGAUUUUCGAGUACUUGAUGCAACGUUUUUCAAAGUUAUUAAGAUACAUACGAAUACAACUACGACAAUUUCAAUUCAAAUGUUCUUCGACGAAACAAAUUAAAUAAGUGUACUAACAAGCAACGUAAAUGUAUCGUAUUAUAGUCAAUCGCAUAUAAAGGCAAUUAUUGAUGUAUAUUUCGACAUAACCAUAACCAUAAACAUAAACAAAAACAUAAACAUAACGUGUUAAUGACAAACGAGGAAGAAACAACAACCAUGCGUAGAAAAUUGAAGGAACUUACAUAUAAAACAACCUAUUAUAAAAUAAAGCAUAAAUGUCUAACGGACUUUUCCAUUCAAGUAUAAAUUAUAUAUAUUGUAUGUAUAUGUAAAAUCGUACCUAUUGCGUGUAAGAGUGCCCAGUAUGCAAAAGGGUAGCUACACACACAAGUGAAGCAUUUCAUCAUUUCCCCCAAUCUAUUUUCAUUGAUGGUGUAACAUAGAUAUACAAAACAACCAACUAAUUUAUUAUUUCUAAGGCAAAGCGAAGCAGAAGAAGAAUAAAUCGAAAGCAGCACAGCAAAAGCUGACAGAACCCACGAAAGUUGGGUCACUCGAGUAGAUGCCACUGCCAUCUGGCCGGCACUCGACCUUCGACCUUCGACCUUCAAGGGGGCAGAGUAAGGAUGUUGCCGCGGCACUCGGAUCGGAGAAGAUCAGAGGAUCAGGUGAUCAGGAGAAGACGACCUACCAUAGACCGACCGACUGACUGACGCCACGAACCCAGAACGAGGCAUACAAAAUGGUUUGAGUUCCUAAAGAAACAUAACCCGACCACCAACAACAACAACCGGACGGAUUGAAGAGACCCCUCAACUGACCCGAGAACUGGCUGUAUAUACGCACAUCUAACUCCAGACUAGCAGCUACUCCCGACCAGAUACAGAUGCAGAUGCAGAUACAGAUGCAGAUACAGAUACAAACACUGAUCUGAUACCAAAACUGAUACUGAUACAAAUACGGAAAACUGGACAGAACUUAGCAUUAGGCCUACACAAUGAGAUUCACGUUGAGACGAGUGAUCGGAGUGCGCAACUUGGGGCUCUGCUCCACCAAGGUGAAGAAGGGUCAGGAGGCUGGGACAGAUGGGCAGGUGGACAGAUGAGCAGGUGGACAGAGGAGGAGUCCACGACAUGCGACUGGAGAAACAGUCUGGCGUACAAAGUUAUCAGAGAGGCAACCAAACUUGAGUCUCAAUGUUCUAGCAGUUUUUUUUCGAAAGGAUUCAGUUUGGUAACCGCGGACGAUAAUAUACAAAUACAAAUAAAUACAAAAACGCAAUUCAGGCAGCAAAAAACGUGGGGAAUAUUCGAGGCAUUGAGCAGCAAGACAUUGCUGUAGAAUUCAAUUAGCCAUCGAGUAAGCAAAUCAAUAAAACAAAACGAGCAGGCUUUCAUACAUUUUUGGAAAACCAAAAACCAAAGCAAAUAUGAGAUCUGAUUAAACGAGGCAUUUAGCGAUAAGUGAAACAUUUAACAAUAUCGAUGUGUAUACAUAUGCUGCAUCCAAAAUAUAUAUCUAUUUAGCCACUUGGCAAAGAUUUGUGUUAUUAAGCAAAGAUGAAAAGCAAAAAUGAAAAAACUAAUAAGAAACCCAAAAAAAAAGGUAAAAACCAGCAAAAAAUUAUGCUGGCUGAGGCCACUAAUAUCUAAAUGUACUGUAACUGAUGAAUCAAACAACUUAACAAAUUAAAAACUUAAAUGAUUAUUGAAAAUAAAUCCAGCAAGUAAAAUACACCGAACACCGACACUCGAAAAAAAUAAAAGAAAAGAAAAGAGAACAUGGAGCAUACCUAUUAAAGGUUUUUUGUGCAAAACUAAUUAACCUAUGCAAUUUAAGUGUUUUAAACAUACCAGUAAUGAGUAAACAUGCUACAAUUAUUUAUGAGAAUUAUAUAGCAACGUGUAUACCUACAUAUAUAUAUAUAUAUAUAUAAAUGUUAUUAAUCCAUUUGAAUUUACUGAGAACGAAAGAAAGAGGAUAUGCAUACCUAUAUCUAAAUCUAAAUGUACCGCGCCAUUGUGUAAUAUGCGCUACAAAUUCAAGUUUAAAUCACAAACAUAUUAUAUUCUGCUGCAUGUGUAAAUUAUAAAUAUAAAUGUAAAUUAAACGAUACCAAAGCAAACCGAAAAAUGCGAACAAUUUUCGAUGAUAAACAGCAAGCAGAACAGAAUAAGGAGAUAACGAUGUAGAACCGGUAACAAAAACGACUACUAUUAUAAUACCAAUCAAAAAAUAAUAAAGAGACCCUUAAACAAACGAA